AUGGACCCGAAUGACGACACCCCGCAGUUCGACUUCGAGCGGCGGAUUUCGCUGCGGAUGCGGCACAUGGACAUGGCGGGGUUCGUGGCCGUCGUCGAGGGCCGCGUCGAACGCCACGCGAUGCAGAACAACGCCUAUGAUUUGAUCUUCGAGAAGGCCGCGGCGGGGGGCUACGUCCUGUCCGGCAGCGUGCAGCGCCUGAUGUCGGAUAAACGGGAGCCCUGGUCCGUCCGGUUUGAUAACCACUUCGGGGUGACGAUUGAGCACUUCUUGCAGAACGCCCUCACAGAGAGCUUCGGGUUUUCGCAAUUUCACGAGCAAUCCUCCUCCUAUCGCCAGGAGGGAAACCGAUCCGACGGCGGCGGUUAUGGCCCCAGCUCGAUGCGUUGGGGCAAUGGCGGUGGGUAUCGUCCCGGUAAUCAAAGACCAUAG
Molecule: messenger RNA, 432 nt
Organism: Phytomonas sp. Hart1
Lineage: Eukaryota; Euglenozoa; Kinetoplastea; Trypanosomatida; Trypanosomatidae
Source: the annotation of a GenBank genome assembly